CGAGCCCCAGCAGCAGGGAGUGGAUGUUGCCGUCUGUUGCCAGAAGUUUGCAAGUCUUCCAAGGAAGGAAGAAGAAAAAAAAAAAAAUGCCUUCGCUGGGGGCGUCUGCGUAGUCCGAGGAAACGUUUGUUCGUAUUUGUAUUUAUUUGCUGAUUUUUACCUUCUGCACGCCAGCAAGACAUCGUUUCAAGUGGUUGUAAAUCUUCAGGAACUUCGUAAAGCUCCUUGUGGUACUGCUACUCAUUAACCAUAACGUGUACCUCUGGCAAGUUAAGAAAUAACACUCAGUUUGAUUGAUGGAGGACUUCCCACAUCAGUGUGGAGAUUGGAUGCAAUAGGCUGUAUAUUUACUCUGUAAGAUGGGUGGGCCAUGACAGAAGCUGUUGGAAGGCAGAGAAACAAGGAGUUAUUCCAAGGAGCUGUCAUUGCAAAAUGAGGUGUCUCGCUGGACAUCUGGCAGGGGAGUGAGAAGCUCUGUCUGCCAAGAAAGCCUUCAGGAAGGUUUUGUUCCUUAGGUAUUCUGACUGCAUUUAUAAAUGAGAAGACUUGUGACCAGCUAAGAGAGUUUGCUGCAAGGAAUGGAAUUAGCUCAUAGCCUGCUGCUCAAUGAAGAAGCAUUCAAUCAACUAGGCGAAGUUCAGAAGGCUGAGUUUAUUUUUGAGUGGCUGAGACACUUGGAGAAGCUUUUGCUAGCAACCAGCAGGAACGAUGUAAGGGAGAAGCAGAAGACUCUUGUUGAACAGCUCUUAUCAUUACUGAACAGCUCCCCGGGGCCUCCCACUCGAAAACUCCUUGCUCAGAAUCUAGCCAUACUUUAUAGUAUUGGAGACACAUUUUCUGUUUAUGAGACAAUCGAUAAAUGUAAUGAUCUUAUUCGUAGCAAAGAUGACUCUCCAAGUUACCUUCCCACCAAACUUGCUGCUGUGGUGUGUUUGGGUUCCUUGUACAAGAAGUUGGGUAGAAUACUGGCUAAUGCCUUUACUGAUACAGUGGGCAAUAUUCUUAAAGCUAUGAAGAGUGCAGAGGUAAGUGCAACUGAAGAAUACCAUGAGAACAUCCUGUGUGAUUGUGCUUUCUGGAGUUAGUAAAAGGUUGACAUU
This is a messenger RNA of Cricetulus griseus (Chinese hamster), 1100 nucleotides long. The record is from RefSeq and is a predicted model, not a curated record. Lineage: Eukaryota; Metazoa; Chordata; Mammalia; Rodentia; Cricetidae.